Messenger RNA from Olea europaea var. sylvestris, 1487 nucleotides. RefSeq names its product WAT1-related protein At4g19185-like. Gene Ontology annotation, cellular component: plasma membrane. The transcript has 7 exons. Gene Ontology annotation, molecular function: transmembrane transporter activity. Lineage: Eukaryota; Viridiplantae; Streptophyta; Magnoliopsida; Lamiales; Oleaceae. The coding region runs from base 185 to 1297 and encodes 370 amino acids. The record is from RefSeq and is a predicted model, not a curated record.
GCGCAAUAAGCCAUUUAAAAACUCGUUUUGGUAAACAGUCGGUCUUCCUCUUCUCUGUUAACAAACGAAACCCUCCCAAUUCAGAAACAAAUGGAUAAAAACUAGUUUCUGGCCUUUUUCUCAAUUUACACUCGAACCAUCCUCUCGUAUGUAAGAAUUGGAGGAGAUUACUCUUAUCAAGAAGAUGGCAAGUUCAAAUGAAUGGAGAGCCCAUUUGGCUUCAGCGAUGGUGAUGGUGUUCUAUGGAGGUUACCAUGUUAUCACUAAAGUCGCACUCAACGGAGGCGUUAAUCAGCUCGUUUUCUGUCUCUUCCGGGACCUCGUAGCCCUCUCUAUCCUCGCUCCCGUCGCCUAUUUUCGCGAGAGAGGGCUAAGACCACCUCUGAAUACACGCAUUGUACUCACAUUCAUCCUUCUUGGUUUAAGUGGGAUUUUCGGGAACCAGCUUUUGUUUCUUAUUGGCCUUGGAUACACAAAUGCGAGUUAUGCUGCAGCUAUUCAGCCUGCUAUUCCCGUCUUUACAUUCAUAUUGGCUGUGAUAAUGGGUACAGAAAAAGUGAAUUUGCGAAGAAUUGAUGGUCAUGCUAAGGUAGUAGGUACUCUUGUGUGUAUUACUGGUGCUAUUCUGAUGGCUGUAUUCCGUGGUCCUGCCUUGUUUGGAUAUAAGGAAUCCGAAUUUACAGCGCAAAUUGAACUUACUGCCAAGGAUCUGCCUGAACCUGUUGGGUUGUUAUUUAGUAGUUUUCUAGAAGUAAAAAUUGAUGAUUGGCAAAUUGGCGUUUUAUGCUUAAUUGGGAACUGCAUGUGCAUGGCAGUUUAUCUUGCCAUUCAGGCUCCACUUUUAACCAAGUAUCCUGCAAGCAUAUCAGUGACAGCGUAUUCAUACUUCUUUGGUGUUCUGUUUAUGGUGGUGACUGCAUUCUUUAUGACAAAUGAAGCCACUGACUGGACUUUGACACAAUCUGCAGUCUUUGCAGUGUCCUAUGCUGGAAUCGUAGCAUCUGCUCUGAACUAUGGGCUUUUGACGUGGUCAAAUAAGAUUCUAGGCCCUGCCUUGGUCGCGUUGUAUAUGCCGCUUCAACCUGUUUUCUCGUCACUGCUAUCAGGAAUUUUCCUUGGAAGCCCUAUUUAUUUGGGAAGCAUUUUGGGAGGACUUCUUAUUCUUGCUGGACUUUAUUUGGUUACAUGGGCGUCCCAUAGAGGAAGAAAGGCUGUCUUGGAAACUCUCCCUCACGCUGGUCAGCCAUCAGAACCGCUUAUUAAUAAAGACUCGGUGUCCGCGGUGGUGUUAGAGUAAUUCGAGAUUUAAGGUAUCGUGAGUUGAAUCAGUGGCCCUACCAUGUGUUUAUAUGCAAGAUGCCCCAAUGAAGUAUUUCUCCAUUAUCAGAGAUCACUAUCUGUGAAUAACUUAAACAGUCCCCAAAGGGUUUCUGCGUUUUAUUACACUAAUCUCAAUUUUAUAAAAGAAUUCCAAUAUAGUAUAUUUA